AAUCAUAACACUAAUAAUAAUACAAUAAUUUGUUGUGAUUUUUGUUCCACAUGUCUACGUAUACACACAUUACUUACCUUAUUACAGAUUCGGAAUUGAAAUGAAUUGUUUAUUUUGUUUACAACCAGUAGUUCACUAAUUUAGUCCCCCCCCAACAAAGUUUUCAUUUUAUCUAAUACUUCAAUAUAAACAUAUGCAUGUUAUCAAAAUACACAGUUAUAUAUAUUAUACACAUACACACAGGUCAGUCAAACAGGAACAACUCCAUGGGAUACAGGAUCUAUUUUAAAUAAUGAUGAAAUAACAAUGAAAAGAAAUGAUUUAGAAUUAAUCACGUCACAUCAAAUUGAUUCUACUAAUCUGCCACCAGUUAGUAAUUCUACUAAUAAUAACAAUAAUAAUAAUAGUAAUAACAUUUCAAAUACUACUUGCAAAAUGAAUACAUUAUCUUAUAUACCACCAGGAUUAAUAUCUGUUAUGAAUGAAUCUAAGUGUUUGACAGUAUGUGCUAUUGGACAUUUUUCAGUCGGUCAUACAUGGGGACCUUAUCUUAUUCACAUUGGUUCAGAACUUCGACAAAAGCUUAUAGCUUUCUCAACAGAAGUUGAUCCUGAUUUUUUAGUUACAUUAACUGUAAAGAGCAAAGAUUCUAGUCAUGAAAAUGCGAAUAGUUUAAUUGUUGGAGAAGAGCAUACAUGGAUAAGAGUUAUACACGAGACCGGUCUUCAUUCUGAUAAGAAUGAACAUAAUUUGGAUAUUUUAGUUGAUCCUAUUUUGAAAACAAUCACAUUACAAACUAGAUCAGAUAUUAAUCCACAAGACUUCCUGAUAGGUGUGGUACGUAUUGUAUCAGAUAGUCAGAAAGCAGAACAAAUAACAAUGUCAAGUGGUCAUAAUUCAACGUUAUAUAACAACACAAAGUCAUCAACAUCAACUUCUGUCUUAACGUCGUCUUCAAACAAUUUACCUUCUACUGGACCUAGGCGCGAUAAGAAGUGUACACACUGUGGAAUAUCAUUUUCCAAUCUGGAUACUUUGAACGCACAUAUGGCACAUUACUGCUCUCGAAGACCAGGAUUAGUUUCAUCGACUUCAGCUGGUGUUCAGCCAUCAGUUUCUGUAUCUGUCACACACUCUGACACUUCGACAAAUAAAAGCACAAAUAAUAAAUUCAACAAUCAACGACAAAAUUCAUCUCAAUCUUUUGGAACUAAUGCACUAGGUUCCAGUUUCUCUGUUAACUCAAGUACCUCAGUGUCUGCUGCCAAAUAUAGCACGACGGCAGAAAAUAACUCCGAAUCGAAUCCAGUAAAUAUGCGUGAUGAAAAUUUACUUGAUCCAAUUCAAAUGGGUAAUUUAAUUAAUCCUACAUUUUUAAAUUUAUUUGGAGUCGGUGAUACUACAUAUCUUUCUCAAAUGCUUCAAAACCCAUUGGCUUACUUUAUGCUUCCGAUGAUAUCACGUCUUAUUCCACCAAAAAGUCUCGAUACUCAAAGAAAUGAAUCGAAUUUGAAUAUUCCCUUAUGCAAUCAAUCUGUUAACCAUAUCUUAUCUCCGACAGCUAUGAAACAACCGCCAUCAACGUCCGACAAAAUGAAAAGCAAUCACUCAUCUGAGUUUACAACAAAAAUUGAUUCAUCUGACACUCACAUAAGCCCUACUCAACUUAAUACUUCAAGCAUUCAACAUAAUAAUGCUCAUAAUUUAGAGCACCAGGCACCAAGAGUUCUUUUUUGUCCAAACUGUCAACAGUUAUAUGCAUCCCAGUAUCUUUCUACAUUUCCUCCUAAUUCAAACAAAUUAGAACAUUUUAUGAUAAAUCCCAGUGAAACGUCUUUGAUGAAUCAAAAUAUUGAAAGCGUAGGCAAUAUGUUAAGUAGCAACGAUAUGGUGUGGACUUUAUCACAACUUUCGACUGUGGCUCAUCGAUUUGGACUAAUACUUGCUGCACCGUUAGUAACGGCAAAUGGUUUGCAGUACAUUCCUGUUAAUUUAAACUCUAAACUUUCAGAAAGACAUAAUUCAGAAAAAUAUCAAAACAAUGAGAGCGUUAAUGGUUUUAAAAAUACUAAUAAUACUACUACUAAUAAUAGCAAUUUCCAAACACUGAAUAAUAAAAGACAGUGCACUACACCAAUUUCAUCAUGUGAAUUUAUUAAUGAUUCAUUGAAUUCUUCAAAUAAUAGUAACAAUUCCUCAGUGACAUUAUCACCUUCAAGUUAUUUAACUAAUUCUACAAAUUUCUUUGGUAAUAAACAACCUGAAGCAUCAUUACCUCGAUUAAAUACUUCAAAUGUAUUGGAUUUAUCAGCGAAUCCAUCUAAUCCUCAACUACUAAAUUCCUUUAAAUUGUACAAUACAAUAAAUGAAUUCAGAGAUAGCCAGCAACAACAAAAUUACUGUCAAUCGCAAUUAUUUUCACAGAAGAAAAAAGAACAUUUUGAUAUUAUGAAAGAUUCUAGCUCUUGUUCUAAUGGAACUCUUAAUCAGCCUAAUAAUUCAUUACUAAAAGUCCCAUGUCAUACAGAAGACACUCGUAAUGAUUUUGGAUCUUUAUUAGAUAAUCAAACACCCAUUGAGAAUAAUAAUAAUAUGGACAAAAAUUUACUUCACACAUUUUCUCAAAUGUUAUCACAAGCAAAUGGAUUAUCAACUAAUUCACAAACAAUACCAUUUCCAUUUAACGUCAACCAACUUUUAUUUAUGCUGUAUGCUUCGUUAGCAACUAAUUCAAUGAAUAUUCAGUCAUCGUUUAAUCUAAAUGCAUUGAUGACCGAACCCGUGUCAAGUAAUGUCACUAAUGUUAUUCCACCUGACACAAUAUCACAUUCAGUUAAUCCACCGACUUCAAAUAAUGCCCCGAAUUCUGUUGUUAAAACGAUUACAGAUAACUGCGAUAACGGUACUAACAAUCCUACUUUUACUAAUAGUAAUCAUAGUAACAUGUAUAAAAAAUUUUCUUCUUUACCGUCUAUACCAUUUUCCCCAAUGUGUAUCCAUCCUUUAAUUUCUUCAUCAUCUGACCAAUUAAUAAAUACAUCAAGUAACAAUACAUUACAAAACACAUUCCCCAUCCCGACAACAUCGAUCACCACUGUUUCUACCGGUGUAAUCAACAACAUACCAAUAAAUUCGAGUCAAAAUUUCACUUGCACGUCUUCAUCUGUGAGUAAAUUAGAACCAAAUUCAACUGGUGUUAACAAUACCAGUGUUAAUGAUAGUAGUAAUAAUAGCAAUUCAUCAGUUUUAAAUUUACUUCCAGCUCUUAAAUUGUUAGGAUCAAUAUUUCCUCAAUUUUCAACGAUAGAACAGAACCAUCAACAACAACGUCAACAACACGAACCUCAAAUACAACAGAUAAAUCUUGAUUCAUGCUCUAGUUCAAAACAGAGUAAGUUAUCAACACGAGGAAUAAAUGCAGAACAACUUAUUAGUCCAGCUACAUCACCACAACCAACGGUUUUAAGACCUUAUUUGUGCAAAUUUUGCCGAACUCGUUUUCAGGCAUUUAGUACUUUCCAGGCCCAUCAACAAUUCUAUUGUCAAGGUCGAAAAGAAGUUAUGAAACAGUUACACACAUCCACUACAAAUUCAGUUACACCACAUAUACCUACCUCCUCUGGUAAUCAUACUGUUUUAAACUGCACUACAACUACCGGUUCACCAGCUAGUAAACGUCGCUGUACUACAACUGACAGUCUUUCAUCUACUGGUCACAGCCUAAAUCAUACUGGAAAUUCUUCAACCAAUCAGACAAAUUCGUCUACAUCUAGUAGUGGUGAUGAAGCCGAAAGCGUUAAAAGUAAUAGGUUAUCACCAUCAGGUUCGAAAUUGUCACCAAAUCGUAAUUUACAAAACAGUCAAGAAGUUAAUACAGAUUGUGAAACAGAUCAAUCAAAUUCAACUCAUUGGGAACCUUGUGGAGCAUCUGAACUACGUUGUUCUGCAUGUGGUUACGUUGGUCAAACCCCACGUGGCAUGAAAAUGCACAGAAAACUUCAUGAAUGCAACGGUACCACCUCAAAGAAUCCUAAAUCUACUUGUGAAAUAAAGAUCAAUGAAAUAAAGACAGAAAAUGAUAUUCUCACUAAAAAUUUCGAUAUAAAUCUACAUGUUACUAAUGAUCAUAAUUCACCUAUGAUAAAUAAUAUAAAAAAAUUACACAAAGCAACUAAUGACAAUAAUCAUAAUAGUAAUGCAUUUUUGGAUGAUUUUGUUAAAAAAGAACAAUUAUGAUUAAAAUCACCAUGAUAUGAAUAGUAGUUGUAUUCUCAUCAUUAGAAUAUUAUAAUAUGAUAAUGAGAAAGAACAAAUACAAUGUAUUACAUUCUGAUGACAAAUUACACUGUAUUUGUUACUGUUCCAAUGGAAUGGUAUAUAAUAAACAAUAAUUCAUUCAUGUAUUAUUGAUUUUACUUUAUUACUUAUCUUUUGUUUUCCUUUUUUUUGAAAUUUUUUUACUUGUUGACUUUCUAUCUUCCUGAUGAGCAUAAUUCAUCACCACUACUAGUAUUUCAACUGUAUUUUAUUCUUUCGAUUGUAUAUGACGAAUGUUGGAAGUGAUUUCAACUUCCUUUAGAAUAUAACAAUUUUUUUAAAUUAGAAAAAUGAUAUAUUUACUAUUAAAAUUAAAUUUGUCUACUUUUAAGUUAACUACUUGCAAGUAGACUCAUUUUUAUUUCAGAUAUUUUAUUUGAACUUGAAAUUGAUGUCAACAUGGUUCAAAGAGCUGUUCACUCAUUAAUAUGAGAUUUUAAUAGAAAACCUAGUUACUUUGAUGAAGCGAAGGGUUUAUUACCUCUAUGAGUCAGUUAUUAAGAUCUAUUCUAUUGAUCCGUACCAACAAACAGUUAAUCUUAGAAUUAUAUGAGAAAAUAUUGAAACAUUAUCUCUAUACGAAAUAAUGUGAUUGUCUGAUUCUAUUUUUUGCAUGAUAUAUGCAGAAAAUGAAGUUAGAACAAAUACAAAUCAAUAGAAGAUGGAAUGGUAACCACCAAAUAAAUUGGACUUAGUGGUGUAAAGUGACAGCCAUGAUAUAUGAAGGUUUUUAAUUUCGAUACAUGGCUUGGUCAUAGGUCUUUAGUAUCGAGACUCCAUACUGAUGAAGUAAAAGCUACUCAGUACUUGUUGGUGAUCAAACGUUGUGUAGCUAAAUGUCUGUUAUAUAACUACAGAUAUUCUCAUGUUUAAUGAAGUAAAUUUAUGUAAACGAGGUUUAAGACUAAAAUUUAAGAUUAUAUUUAAGCUCAGGUUAAGUGUUAAUCGACAAGUACCUAAAGGUUCAUAAAUACGAGUAGCAAAGACGGUCAACACCAGUUCAACGAGACAUAUAUUUUCGUCUGAUAGAUAUAAGUACUAGUGGAUAAUGCAUUAAAUUGUAAAUUUUGGUAGAGUAUUGGAGUGGACAGAACCCAAAACUUCAAAUAAUCCUGGUUAGUGUCUUGAUUGAUGAGGUAAAUAUGAGAUGAAAUAUUUUCACGUUUCCGAAGUGUACCAUAACUGGGUUUACUACAAACUCUUCAAUAUGAUUAUAAAAAGCUAUGAUCUUAAUAACAAUUGGAUCUUCAAGUUAUGUUUGAGACGAUGAUAAAGCAAUA
Molecule: messenger RNA, 5597 nt
Organism: Schistosoma bovis
Lineage: Eukaryota; Metazoa; Platyhelminthes; Trematoda; Strigeidida; Schistosomatidae
Source: the annotation of a GenBank genome assembly